AUGGCAUCUAUACUCUACCUAAUUCUCUCAUUGUCUCUAUUUUUCACACCAAAUUCUCAGGCUGAUCAAGGGGUGGCUCAAGAGUGUCCAUACCCAUGCUACCCACCACCAACUGGAGGCGGUGGUGGUGGAGGAGGAGGAGGGAAUACUCCGACAACAACAACCUAUCCGCCGCCUUCUCAAACAGGGUAUUUCCCUCCACCUUCCGGUAUAUUCCCAUAUAACCCUCCAAACCCUAACUACUAUGGUAAUGGACCUCCAGCUCCAGACCCUAUAGUUCCAUGGUUUCCUUUUUACUACAAGAAGCCACCUCAUAGCCCCGAUAGAUCUUCAUCCACGGGUGGCAGAAUAAAAUCGACGGCUGCGAUCUUCUUGAUCAUCUUCUCAUUCUUGUUAUUUGUUUAUUAA
Lactuca saligna is the source of this 408-nucleotide messenger RNA. The record is from the annotation of a GenBank genome assembly. Lineage: Eukaryota; Viridiplantae; Streptophyta; Magnoliopsida; Asterales; Asteraceae.